GUUUUACCCUUAACUCAUGCCAUCACGAUAAAGAAUGUAGUACCAUAUUGUGCCAAAUUCGGUAAGCGGUGUCAAUGGUACUGCCGGGGUUUUCAUUCCCACAUAAUCUUUUCGAGUCAGAACCCGUCGAUAAAGCCUUACCCCGCGGCAGAGUUAUAUAGACCCUGCUUCAACCACCCCGUUUAGGGCUCUUUACUUAAGUUUGCAACACGGCAGACUAUUUAUUAAGAGCCAUGGCAGCCGCUGCUGCUUCUGCAGCUGCGCUCGACCCGAGCAACGGCACCAAGAACACUCUGAAGCUCGAAAAUACCGAGAAGAGAGACACCCUCAUCGCUAUCGAGAAAAAAUACCAGGCACAAUGGAAGGAGAACAGGGUUUUCGAGGUCGAUGCCCCUUCCUUCUCGGAGGUUCCUGAGGGCUCCAUGUCCGCCGCGGAGCUCCGUGCGAAGUAUCCCAAGUUUUUCGGAACUAUGGCUUAUCCUUACAUGAACGGUACCCUGCAUGCAGGCCACAGUUUCACCGCUAGCAAGGUCGAAUUUAUGGCCGGUGUUGCCCGUAUGGAGGGUAAGAGGGCUCUUUUCCCUCUUGGAUUCCAUUGCACUGGUAUGCCUAUCAAGGCAUGCGCGGAUAAGCUCAGGGAUGAGGUUGCCAAAUUCGGACAGAACUUUGAGGGCUAUAAGGAGGAGGAUGAGGAGGAGGAGAAGGCCCCAGCUGCCCCCACUCAAGAAGUCAAGAACGAGCAACAAGAGAAGUUCUCUGGAAAGAAGAGCAAGGCCGCCGCUAAGACCGUGAAGAUGAAGUACCAGUUCCAGAUUAUGUUGGCCAUUGGCAUUCCUUUGGAGGAUAUCCAUAAGUUCGCCGACGCUGAUUACUGGCUCCAGCAUUUCCCUCCUCUGGCCAUUCGUGAUCUUGACAGCCUGGGCGCAAGAAUUGACUGGCGCCGUCAGUUCGUCACCACUGAUGCGAACCCUUACUACGAUGCCUUUGUGCGCUGGCAAAUGAACCGCCUUCAUGAACUGGGUAAGAUCCAGUACGGUAGCCGGUACACCAUCUACUCCCCCAAGGACGGACAGCCUUGCAUGGACCACGACCGGACUAAGGGUGAAGGUAUCGGACCCCAGGAAUAUACCGCCAUGAAGUUGAAGGUGAAGGAAUGGGCCCCACAGGUUGCUGAGCUUGUUAAGGGCAAGAUCGAGGACGAUGCUAGUGUGUACUUCGUUCCUGCUACUCUGCGCCCGGAGACUAUGUACGGUCAGACUUGCUGCUUCCUUGGCCCUAAGAUUAACUAUGGUAUCUUCAAGGUGAAUGAGAAGGAGUACUAUGUUUGCACUAAGAGGGCUGCUUGGAACAUGGCUUUCCAGGGUACUUUCUUCAGCAGUGACAAUUUCCCCAAGUCUCAGGAUCAGUUGCCGCUCGUCGUGGAGGCUCCGGGAUCCGCCUUCGUUGGUACCCUCGUUAACGCCCCGCUUUCGUUCCACACCGAGGGCGUGCGCAUUCUGCCUAUGGAGGGUGUAUCUGCCACCAAGGGUACUGGUGUCGUCACUUCCGUGCCCUCUGACAGCCCUGACGAUUAUGCUACUUUGGCCGAUCUUGCUAAGAAGCCUGAUUACUAUGGCAUCAAGAAAGAAUGGGCUGAGUUGGAGAUAUUCCCUCUUAUUGAGACUCCAACAUAUGGCAACCUUACUGCCCCAGCCCUUGUCAAGCAGCUUAAGAUCAACUCCCCCAAGGAUGUCACCCAGCUAGCAAAGGCCAAGGAAUUGGCUUACAGUGAAGCUUUCUACAAGGGUACUAUGGUUGUGGGCGAAUUCAAGGGCGAGCCUGUGAGCGCUGCUAAGGACAAGAUCCGGCAGGCUCUUUAUAAGAACGGCGAAGCCUUCCCAUUCGCCGACCCCAUGGGAGAAGUUGUCAGCAGAAGUGGAGAUGACUGUGUGGUUGCUUACCUCGGCCAAUGGUUCCUAAACUACGGGGAGAACGAUGCCAAGUGGCAACAGGAUACCCUAAGUCACGUCGUGAACACCCUCAACACAUACACCAACGAGACGAAGAAUGGUUUCGAGAAGAACCUCGACUGGCUCAACCGCUGGGCUUGUGCGAGAACCUAUGGUUUGGGCUCUAAGCUACCAUGGGAUCCUCAGUUCCUCGUGGAGAGUUUAAGUGACAGCACUGUAUACAUGGCCUACUACACCAUUGCUCACUUGCUGCACGGUGAUCGGUACGGUGAGACCACCGGUCCCCUGAAUGUGAAGGCUGAUCAGAUGAUCGAUGAGGUCUGGGACUAUAUCUUCACAAGACGCGAGAUUAGCGAUGAGCUGGUCGCAAAGAGCGGGAUCAGCAAGGAAGCAUUGCAGCAGAUGCGGAGAGAGUUUGAAUACUGGUACCCGCUGGAUGUAAGAGUUUCCGGAAAGGACCUCAUCCAGAACCACUUGACCUUCUUCCUCUACAUCCAUGUUGCCCUCUUCCCGCCAGAGUACUGGCCUCGUGGUGUUCGCGCGAAUGGACAUCUACUCCUUAACGGUGAUAAGAUGAGCAAGAGUACCGGUAACUUCCUCACAUUGAAGGACAGUGUUGACAAGUUCGGUGCCGACGCAACUCGUAUUGCGUUCGCCGAUGCUGGUGACGGUAUUGAGGAUGCCAACUUCGAUGAAACCGUUGCUAACAGUAACAUUCUGAGAUUGCACACCCUCAAGGAAUGGGUCGAGGAGAUCGCCAAGGAUGAGUCUCUGCGCACUGGCCCCGCUGAUGCGUUCUGGGACAAGAUCUUUGACAACGAAAUAAAUGGCCUGGUCCGUGAGGCCGUGAAGCACUACCAAGACACCGAUUUCAAGCUUGCCCUGAAGUCUGGCCUGUACGACAUGAUUAGCGCCCGUGAUGCCUACCGUGAAUCGGCGACAUCGGCAGGCGUUGGAAUGCACCGUGACAUCGUCCUGCGUUACAUCGAGCUGCAAGCCCUCCUGUUGGCCCCCAUUGCACCUCACUGGGCUGAAUAUGUUUGGCUUGAGAUUUUGAAGAAGCCCGAAACCGUGCACAACGCUCUUUUCCCCCAAGUUCCCGAGCAAUCCCCAGAGCUGACGGCCAUCACAACCUAUGUCCGCACCACUUCCUCUAGCAUCACCUCUGCCGAGGCUCAGCUUGCUAAGAAGGCCUCUAAGGGCAAGAAUACCGGCUACGACCCCCGUAAGCCCAAGAAGCUCACAAUCUACGCUGCGAAGAAAUACCCCUCGUGGCAGGAGAAGUACAUCGACCUGGUCCGCGAGGCCUUCGAUGGCCUCAACCUCUCGGUCAACGACAAGGAGCUGAAUGCCAAGGUUGGCAAGAUGGGUGAGAUGAAGAAGGCUAUGCCCUUCGUUCAGACCCUGAAGAGGCGCCUUAUUCAGGGCCGCGAGGAGCCCGAGACUGUCUUCAGCCGGAAGCUGCCUUUCGAUGAGUUCGCUGUCCUGAAGGAGAUGAUUGUUAACCUGCAGAAGACCACUGGCUGCAAGGUGAUUGAGGUCAUCGCUGUGGAUGAGGGUGGUAAGACUGGCGAGGUCCUGGGCUCUGGCGAGAAGAAGGAGGGUCUCUCCGCGGAAAACGCCGUCCCCGGUCAACCCACCUUCCAGUUUGUCAACAUUGAAGAGAGCAACUGAAAGAGAUGAUCAUACAUAUCUAGACUCAUCCUGUGAAAGAACUAUAAAUAUCUAUUUUAAAGAGAAUAUGAAGAAUGCAAUGGUUGUUAUGACAUGGUUUAAA
Aspergillus alliaceus is the source of this 3726-nucleotide messenger RNA. Its product is annotated as leucine--tRNA ligase CDC60. Lineage: Eukaryota; Fungi; Ascomycota; Eurotiomycetes; Eurotiales; Aspergillaceae. The record is from RefSeq and is a predicted model, not a curated record. Gene Ontology annotation, molecular function: aminoacyl-tRNA deacylase activity; leucine-tRNA ligase activity; ATP binding. The transcript is spliced from 4 exons. Bases 234 to 3623 code for a protein of 1129 amino acids. Gene Ontology annotation, biological process: leucyl-tRNA aminoacylation.